UUCCCGUCACAGACGUUAUGGCGUGAACACGGUAAUAUAGUUUUCGAAAAGCGACAUACAGACAAUUUUUUAGACGAGUUUGGAGUAUGUGGUAGCUGUCGUGUCGUUUAUCAUAUACUUGCGGGGCGAGAACUUAACCAGUCAUAUUCACCAGCUGUCCAUCAAACUCUUUUGGCAACCUGAAGUUAUGAUGGCGAAUCCAAUGAGUAUCCAGGUGCCCAGCAAGACAUGGGAACUCAGCCUGUAUGAGCUCCACAGGACUCCACAGGAGGCGAUCAUGGAUGGAACAGAGAUUGCAGUGUCUCCCAGAAGUCUCCACAGUGAACUGAUGUGUCCCAUCUGCCUGGACAUGCUGAAGAACACCAUGACAACCAAAGAGUGUCUCCACCGCUUCUGCUCAGAGUGUAUCGUCACUGCACUCAGAUCAGGUAAUAAGGAGUGCCCCACCUGCAGGAAGAAGUUGGUAUCGAAGCGUUCGCUGCGGCGUGAUCCAAACUUUGACGCUCUGAUUUCGAAGAUCUACCCGAGCCGUGAUGAGUACGAGGCCCAUCAGGAUCGGGUUCUGGAGCAGCUCAGUCGCCUUCACAACAAACAGGCCCUGAGCUCCAGCAUCGAGGAGGGACUCAGACAGCAGGCUAAGCAAAAACCCCUGAGAGUCCGGAAGCUUCAGCAGGAGAGCGAUAACACAACCUUCAGCGGCGGAGAAGAAAACGGCGACACACGUUCUCAUGUCUCACAUGACUCCGCCCCUUCCCACCUCACCUCUGCCCACACUAGCCACGCCCCCGAAGCGGGCCCGAGCCGAACCAAGAGGCCCAGGGCGUCUGACGAGUCUGGACCGGAGGCAGACAGAGAGAGCCCCACUCCCCCCCGACGACCCCCUCGCACAGGGCCCGGGUCUGAAAUAGAGCUGGUGUUUCGGCCACACCCCCUACUGGUCAACACACAGCAGUACAGCCAGACUAGAUACGUGAAAACAACAGCCAACGCUACUGUAGAUCACCUGUCCAAAUACCUGGCUUUACGUAUCGCUCUAGAGGAACGACAGAACGAGAUGCAUACUGACAGACCUGCGGAGGGCAAGAGAGAGGGCAGGGAUGAUGCAGGAGGAGCAGGAGGAGCAGGUAGCCUACAGGACGUCAGUGAGAAGGAGUACACUAUCUACAUCACUGCACCAGGAGGCCAGUUCACUACACUGAAUGGAUCUCUGACUCUGGAACUGGUGAAUGAGAAGUACUGGAAAGUGAGAAAACCACUGGAGCUUUAUUACGCUCCCACCAAGGACCAGCAACAACAACAACAACAGCAGCAGGAGGCCCCACGGCCGUCGUCACAGUGA
Messenger RNA from Chanos chanos (milkfish), 1339 nucleotides. Its product is annotated as E3 ubiquitin-protein ligase RING2-A-like. Gene Ontology annotation, cellular component: ubiquitin ligase complex; PcG protein complex. Gene Ontology annotation, molecular function: ubiquitin protein ligase activity; chromatin binding. Gene Ontology annotation, biological process: negative regulation of DNA-templated transcription. The transcript is spliced from 7 exons. The record is from RefSeq and is a predicted model, not a curated record. NCBI's taxonomy places the organism in Eukaryota, Metazoa, Chordata, Actinopteri, Gonorynchiformes, Chanidae. Bases 188 to 1339 code for a protein of 383 amino acids.